AUGUACGUACCUGAAAGGCUAAGGGCUCGUAUAUUAUUAUAUUACCACUCCAGUAGAGUAGGGGCACAGAAGAUGAUUGUUAGAAUCAAGAAACACUUCUACUGGCCCUUGUUAGCUAGAGAUUGCGUCGACUUUACCGCUGGUUGUCUUACUUGUCAACGACGUAUGAAUAUGGUCAAUCUGGUUGGUAAAGGUGUGUUACUAUCCACGGACUUCAACAUACUGGUAUCUGUUGAUGCCAUCGGACCAUUCAUGUAUAGGGAGAAUGGAGCCAUGUAUGCUGGAAGAGACUUCUGUGACAAAGUCGAGUCAUUGGGUAUCCGAACCAGCAACGCGACACCGCAAUACCCUCAAGGUAAUUCGAUGGUGGCGUCAUUCCAUCACUUCCUCAAAGGUGCAUUGUCCAGGACAAGUGUGAAUAACUGGUCCUUUGAAAAAUUACGUUUCGAAGCGUUUGAACAAGCCAUCAGCCGACAAGCACUAACAUCCACGAAGAAGGAUGACAGGAAGUUCGAGCUCGGUGAUGGUGAAAUAUAUCAAUUAACUAAGAAGGACAGCGAGAAGUUAGUAAAAUACUACGGCACCGACAAACUCAUGCUUGCUUGGUCUGAACAGAUGCGAAUUACCAAAGUUCUACAUCCGCAACAAGGGACUUAUUUACUAGAAUCUGUCUGGCAUAAAGGCUUUAAACGCCAAGUAAAUAAACGCAGCCACGUUGUUUCCAUCCAAUGCCAACCAGAGGAGAAGGCAGACCAAUAA
This is a messenger RNA of Gregarina niphandrodes, 759 nucleotides long. RefSeq lists its product as hypothetical. The transcript has 3 exons. The record is from RefSeq and is a predicted model, not a curated record. NCBI's taxonomy places the organism in Eukaryota, Apicomplexa, Conoidasida, Eugregarinorida, Gregarinidae. Bases 1 to 759 code for a protein of 252 amino acids.